Molecule: messenger RNA, 453 nt
Organism: Thlaspi arvense
Lineage: Eukaryota; Viridiplantae; Streptophyta; Magnoliopsida; Brassicales; Brassicaceae
Source: the annotation of a GenBank genome assembly
AUGCAAAGACGAGCACUGUUAUAUCAUGUUACUCCAAGACUAGUUUUCGGUGAUUUUAAUGACAUCACAUCUAAUGAUGAGAAAGCUGGCGGUCGUCUUCGAUCAGAAUCAAGCUUUGAAGCUUUUCGAUCUAUGAUUGCUAGUAACAGAUUACACGAUCUGCAAACUAUUGGUGGCAACUUUACAUGGGUUGGUUCUCGUCAUGCGUAUGUGGUUCGAUCAAAGAUUGAUCGAGCUAUGGUUAAUACUUUAUGGUCCGAUCUGUUUCCCUCAGCGUAUACUCAAUUACUUACUUGGAUGGGUUUUGAUCACCGGCCAUUACUGCUUGGCAGGAGCGAUGUCAACAUCUUCCUCCACAUCAGUUUGGUCAAGCUAUUGCUCACUGUCGAGAUGCUCUUGCACGGUGGAAACGCACUACCAAUACCAAUUCCCGUAAACAGAUUGAUGAGUUAA